Spodoptera littoralis (African cotton leafworm) is the source of this 1776-nucleotide messenger RNA. Lineage: Eukaryota; Metazoa; Arthropoda; Insecta; Lepidoptera; Noctuidae. The record is from the annotation of a GenBank genome assembly.
AUGGCCGCGUCUGACGUCAUCGCGCAAGAUGGCGGCCACGGACACGUCAAACUGCAUCCCUACCUCGUCACACUAGUGCGCUGGUGUGUGUCGUGUGUGUGGAGCUCGGCCAGUGUGCUGCUACACCGGUUGCUAACUGCACCACUCCCUCAACUGCCCGGCAUCGGGCCGCAGCCUAGUACUGGGGCGCAGCCCGCGGCCGGGCCCCGCGUGCGGCGCGCCGGCACCGACCACCUACACCCCGAGCCGCGCGUCGAGUGCGUCGAGCUCCAUGCGCCGCCACCACAUGCGCACCAACUCGAUGUCAUAUUUGUGCAUGGACUGUACGGGUCUCUAGGUAACACAUGGCGGCAGGGCGAGUGGCGAACUAAGUACAAGUUGGACCCCACCAGGGUCCCGCUCCGCAACCACGAGGCGGCCCCGUGCGCGUGCACGCACAGCGCGCAGCACGGCGCACCGCACAGCUCACAGCUCGCUGCGUACGAGAGCAAGCUGCACGAGCUGUACAAGGAGGCGAUGCGCGGCGACCACUACGAGGCGCAGGCCAAGUUCGUCACACAACUGUACCACAGUGACUGCAAGCCAGAGUGCCACUGCACCGGUACCUGUACAUGUAGCGCCCCCGCCGCGCCCAGCGAGUGCAAGUGCGCCGGGGGCGCGGGGGGCGCGGGGGCGCGGCGCUGCCAAGCAGGCUGCGGCUGUGUAUGUGACGCGUGCUACUCGCUGUGCUGGCCGCGCGACUGGAUCAAGGAGGACUUCCCGGGGGCGCGCGUCAUCUCCGUCAACUACACCAGCGACCCUUAUCUGUGGCGCCCUCUGUGGGUUAAGGGGAAUAAGAGGCUGAGGCUACACGAGCGCGCGGAGCAGAUGACGCAGCAGUUGCUGGCGCUGGGCGUGGGCCGGCGGCCCGUCGUGUGGGUCGGACACUCCAAGGGGGGACUGUUCAUCAAGCAGAUAUACUGCGACGCGUAUGAAGCUCACGUGAAGGUGAGCGGAGUGAAGGAGGCGGCCCGACGAGACGUCAUCAACAACAACAACACAGAGGCGGGGCCCGACACACAGUGCUGCCAGCACGCGGGGUCCCUGCUCGAUAACUACCGGCGGGGCCCGGCCGCGGGGGACGGCCGGGGCCCGCGCGACACACUGCGCAGUGUCAGCCACAUGACGGCGCUGCGACACAACCACAACUCGGGUGAGCUCGAUGUAGUGGAUGUUCCGGGUGUCCCACACCCACUCGACGACAACUGCAACCCGCCGCCCGCUGUGGACAGCUCGCAGUGUGGCGACCUCACUACAGGGGGCGCGGGGGGAGACCAGGCGGAGAGCAUUGUGGAACUGGCUCCGAGUGAUGAAGAGGUGCGCGGGCGGCUGUGGUCGUCGUCGUGCGCGUUCAUGUUCUACUCGGUGCCGCACCGCGGGUCGUCGCUGGCCGACAUCAAGGCGCCGCUCACUGCGCGCAGCGUCGAGCUCAUGGAGAUCGCGGCGGACUGCCAGCUGCUGCGGACGCUGCAGGCGCGGUGGUUGGAGGCCACCAGCAGCACUAGCUCCGUCCCGCGGCCCCGCGUGCACAGUCUGGUCGAGACAUGUCGCACGCUGAUGUCAGUGCUGUGGCUGCGCAUCGUUAGUACCGAGUCCGCGGACGCCGGCGUGGGGUCACUGCUGGGCGUGGGCGUGGACCACCGCGAGAUCUGCAAGCCCAGCAGUCGAGCGUGUCCGCUGUACACAGAGCUCACGCAACUCAUUCGCGCCGCGCUACACAACUGCCACUGUCGCUAG